AUGCUUGUUUUGCACACGCAGAAUUACGCUGGAUUUUGUCCAAAAUGCGAAUCUUUCAGAGAUGGGACGUUGAUUUGUUCAAGUAGUUAUGAUGGCCUUGUUCGAAUUUGGGAUACCGCUAAUGGCCAUGAGACCCGUGCUGAAUUCUUGCCAGGUAAAUUCACACUGCGUUUUUGCGCGAAGUUUCCAAGCCAAUAUUAA
Gongylonema pulchrum is the source of this 201-nucleotide messenger RNA. The record is from the annotation of a GenBank genome assembly. NCBI's taxonomy places the organism in Eukaryota, Metazoa, Nematoda, Chromadorea, Rhabditida, Gongylonematidae.